AUGAACUCGAAGAAAACCAAUUAUUUAUCCAUACUUGAAAGAGAUUUCGACUUACUUGACAGAAAUAAAAAUGGUUGGUUAAAUAAAAAAGAAGUUCAGAACUGUCUUACCUCGUUUGGAUUCGAUCCACGUUAUACUCAGGAGUUCAUGGUACACUUCGAUGUAAACAGUGAUGACAAAAUAACAAAAACAGAAUUCCUUGAAGCCGCGAAACAAAUGAAAAUUGGGAAAAUAACUGAUGCAGAAAUGCGUUCAGCAUUUAGAAGUGCCGAUAAAAAUAAAUCCGGUAAACUCGAUGCCUAUGAGUUGAGGGAUUUUUUGAAAAAACAGAAAAAUGUCGUUUCCAUGGAUCUCUGUACCAAGUGGAUAAGACAGAAUGAUAAAAACGGAGACCAAAAAUUGGAUUAUGAAGAAUUUUUGAAGUUUGUUCAAUCCAUGUUAUGA
Molecule: messenger RNA, 444 nt
Organism: Schistosoma guineensis
Lineage: Eukaryota; Metazoa; Platyhelminthes; Trematoda; Strigeidida; Schistosomatidae
Source: the annotation of a GenBank genome assembly